Molecule: messenger RNA, 6423 nt
Organism: Salvelinus fontinalis (brook trout)
Lineage: Eukaryota; Metazoa; Chordata; Actinopteri; Salmoniformes; Salmonidae
Product: tubulinyl-Tyr carboxypeptidase 1-like
Exons: 7
Coding region: 1137-2150 (337 amino acids)
Biological process (GO): regulation of angiogenesis
Cellular component (GO): cytoplasm
Source: RefSeq, a predicted model, not a curated record
AUGCCAAUACAAUAUGUGCUGUUAAAUGUUAAUAUAAUAGCUGCCCACUGUGCUGGCAUAUCAAGUACCUGCAAGCCAUUGCGGUUCACAGUAUAUUUAUCAAUAGACUAAUGCAUUUUCCGCUCAUCAUUUGUCUGUAAUAGAGGAGUAAUUUAGUUUGGCUGACGCCACCCACAGUAGACGAAAUGUGCAUGUCGUGGAAGAUGUAAUCCGUCAAAUAGAGCAUGCGCAGCUGCUGGGUUCUGGGAGUGUCUGAGCGGCGCAAUAUUGUAGCAGGCAUGAGAUCAGCACUCGCUACUGUGAAGCCAUGGGCGUUCAAACUGGACAAUGACUUGGACUGACAAGAAGAAUAUAAUGUCAAAUGGACUAGACUGAAAUGCGCCACCGGCUAAGCAGAGUGUCGAAGAAAUGUCAGAUUGAAUCUUUCCCGGCGUUUUGGAUAUAGACGGAAUCACCGCUCUGGGAUAACGGUGCCGGGUAUUAGUGCAUUGUAAUACAGUAGUUUGUUGUGGCCUACCCUGUUGGAAGACUGCUAUUUUUUCCGUUAUGUUGUAGGCAUUGUGUGUAUUCAUUAUUUCCAAGGUGCUGAAUUUAUCCUCGAUGUUGUAGGCCUAGUAUAAUGUGUUGAAUGUUGGCUGCCAAUUCACGCCUUUUCUAGUUUUGAUAAUUUUUGUGUAGUUUCAUGUUUUUCAGUGAUAUACUUGACUUAAUCUGCAUCUUAUAGAUCAUUGUGAUUUUUCUAAAGUGCCAAUACCCAUAUUGAUCAGAUAGUGAUUAUGACUAUUGAUGUAGCAAAAAUUCCCUUUAAUCUCUGAUUUUGGAAGCAUUUCAUGUUUUUGAAGUUGAACUCAUCUGACAACUUAAGUGGACAAUUGUAACAACAUAUGGAACAUAUUUUCAAAUCUGUGUGCCAUUUUGUUCAUGAGGCACAGUAUUUGAAUUGGGAGACUAAUAGGCUACAGCCUGCAGUUUUGCAAAGUCCUACAUAUCCAGCAUGUCAUGAAUUGCUCAUGUUUCUCACCUGCUGUGGGAGUGUUACUUGCUGAAAAACUGCAAUCAGAUUGACAGUUAAAGGGCGAGGCUGUAAGCCAUUUGUGCCAGCCAGGUUCCAGGACUGGGGUCCGUUGUGUGGCGGGAUGCUGAGGACCACAGUGGGGUGUGUGGGGGUGGAGGAGAGAGAUGAGGAGCAGGAGGAUGAAGGUGAAGAGGACUUGCGGGAUGGAGGUGUGCCCUUCUUUGUGAACAGGGGAGGCCUACCGGUGGAUGAGGAGACCUGGGAGCAGAUGUGGAGGCAUGUGGCCCGGAUUCACCCUAAUGGUGAGGCCAUAGGGACACGCAUCCGGGGAGCCAGUGAUCUGCCCAAGAUUCCAACACUGAGUGUGCCUACAUACCAGCCAACCACCAGUAUCCCACAGCGCCUAGAAGCCAUACAGAAAUACAUCAGGGAUUUGCAGUACAAUCACACAGGAACACAGUUUUUUGAAAUCAAGAAGAGCAGGCCUCUUACUGCGUUGAUGGACAUCGCCAAGGAGAUGAUCCGGGAGUCACUACCAAUCAAGUGUCUGGAGGCAGUGAUCCUUGGAAUUUACCUCAGCAACAGCAUGCCGGGUGUGGAGCGCUUCCCCCUCAGCUUUAAGACGCAGUUCUCAGGGAACCACUUUUGCCACAUCGUGCUGGGGGUACACAGCGGUGGCCGCUUCGGGGCACUGGGCAUCAGCCGGCGGGAGGACCUCAUGUUCAAACCCCUGGAGUUCCGCACGCUAGCUGACCUGGUGCAGGAGUUUGAGGGGGCCUACAGGGGCUACUGGCACACCUUGAGGAAGGUGAAGAUUGGUCAGUAUGUGUCCCAUGACCCCCACAGUGUGGAACAGAUAGACUGGAAACACUCCAUAAUAGACGUGGACAAACUGACCAAGGAGGAGCUGCGGAGAGAGCUGGAGAGACACACCCGGGACAUGAGGCUGAAGAUUGGGAAGGCUGCGCCCCCUUCACCCACCAAAGACAGGAAGAGUAACAUGGGCUCGCCCCUCCGUAACCCAGGCAGCCCCAUGCGCAGGAACAGCCGCAUCGAGAGACGUCCAUCUGGAGAGAAGAAAGUUCUUGAUCCGAAGCCACCUCCAGACAUGAAUGGAUAUCAGAUUCGAGUGUGAGGAGGAUUUCACUUCAUAAAAUCAUCCUGCAAAACAAGAUCUUAGAAUGGUAGGGUUCUGUCUGACAAAAGGUUUGUUCUGGGGAAUGGGGCUUUUGUGUUCAGUUUUCCAAAUAGGUUUGUACUUUGUAAGCAAUUUAUUUUGCAUUCAACAAAUGUGUGGUAUACUGUACAGAGCUUGGCCAUGUCAAUAACUGGUUAUUGACUAAAUGUACAGUACUAGUCAAAAGUUUGGUCACCUACUCAUUCUAGGGGUUUUCUUUAUUUUUAUUAUAUUCUACAUUGUAGAAUAAUAGUGAAGACAUCAAAACUAUGAAAUAACACAUAUGGAAUAAUGUAGUAACCAAAAAAUAUAUUUUAUAUUCUUCAAAGUAGCCACCCUUUGCCUUGAUGACAGCUUUGCACACUCUUGGCAUUCUCUCAACCAGCUUCAUGAGGAAUGCUUUUCCAACAGUCUUGAAGGAGUUCCAACAUAUGCUGAGCACUUGUUGGCUGCUUUUCCUUCACUCUGCGGUCCAACUCAUCCCAAACCAUCUCAAUUGGGAUGAGGUUGGGUGAUUGUGGAGGGCAGGUUAUCUGAUGCAGCACUCCAUCACACUCCUUGGUCAUUGUCUUGUUGUAAAACAAAUGGAAGUGGAAACCAGAUGGGAUGGCGUAUCGCUGCAGAAUGCUGUGGUAGCCAUGCUAGUUAAGCGUGCCUUGAAUUCUAUAUAAAUCACUGACAGUGUCUCUAGCAAAGCACCAUCACACCUCCUCCAUGCUUCACGGUGAGAACCACACAUGCGGAUAUCAUUCGUUCACCUACUCUGCGUCUCACAACAACACGGUGGUUGGAACCAAAAAUCUCAGAUUUGGAAUCAUCAGACCAAAGGACAGAUUUCCACCGGUCUAAUGUCCAUUGCUCGUGUUUCUUGGCCCAAGCAAGUCUCUUCUUAUUAUUCAUGUCCUUUAGUAGUGGUUUCUUUGCGACAAUUAGACCAUGAAGGCCUGAUUCACGCAGUGUCCUCUGAACAGUUUAAGUUGACAUGUCUGUUACUUGAACUCUGGGAAGCAAUUAUUUCAGCUGCAAUCUGAGGUGCAGUUAACUCUAAUGAACUUAUCUUCUGCAGCAGAGGUGACUCUGGUUCUUCCUUUCCUGUGGCGGUCCUCAUGCGAGCCAGUUUCAUCAUAGCUCUUGAUGGUUUUUGACGUUUUCCGUAUUGACUGACCUUCAUGUCUUAAAGUAAUGAUAGACUGUCGUUUCUCUUUGCUUAUUUGAGCUGUUCUUGCCAUAAUAUGGACUUGGUCUUUUACCAAAUAGGGCUAUCUUCUGUAUACCACCCAUACCAUGUCACAACACAACUGAUUGGCUCAAACUCAUUAAGGAAAGAAAUUCCACAACUUAACUUUUAACAAGGCAGGUUAAUUGAAAUGCAUUCCAGGUGACUUCCUGAUGAAACUGGUUGAGAGAAUGCCAAGAGUGUGCAAAGCUGUCAUCAAGGCAAAGGGUGGCUACUUUGAAGAAUCUCAAACAUAAAAUACAUUUUGAUUUGAUUAACACUUUUUUGGUUACUACACGAUUCCAUAUGUGUUAUUUCAUAGUAUUAUUUAACAAUGUAGAAAAUAGCAAAAAUAAAGAAAUUAGUAGGUGUGUCCAAACUUUUGACUGGUACUGUACGUUCAAAGCCUAUAAUUCUAAGGUCUCGCAAUGCUCAACUUUGGGGAUAUCACUCGUUUUACACCAGGGGAUAUCAAAACCUUGUGUAGGAUCAAUUCCACAGGCCUACAUAUUAUUAUUUUGCUCUGUGGGGUCUCAACUUACUUUUGAGAGGUAGAAUACACAAGGUGCAAUUUCAAAAUGUGGUUGUGCAUCAGCAGUUUUUCUCUUACGUCAGUCACUGGCAGUCACUAAAUGAACCCAUGUCAGCUAAAUAUUUUUAGAUUGGUAAAUUAGUCUACCGGCCAGCUAUCUAAACUUCUAGUAAUCCUGAUCGAAUUACCAACUGGGGGCCCCCCAUUGAUUUUGUUAGUCACUCUGACAUCAUAUUAAAAACUGCAAACAUUUCUCUCCACCUUAUGGCAAAAUGUGUAGAAUUGCAGGACAUUAGCUGUUAAACUGCACACAAAAAAUCCCCCUGACCAGAUGUGUAGAAUUGUAUGAAACUAGUUAUAAAACUGCUAAAUCUCUCUGCCCCCAACUUGUUUUAAACCUGCAAUGUUUUCUCUACACCCCAUGGCAAAAAUGUGUUUAAUUGGAGGAAAUUAACUCUAAAACUUAAAUUAACUUCAUAAAAGUUGCCCAUCCUGUUUUAGACAAUUCUAUUUAAAUUAACAGGCAUAACUGGCUGACCAAUUCACAAUAUCUCGUUGAGUAAUAGAUGUUAAGUCCCCAGCAACUUCUUUCCAAAAACGUGGCAUGGGCCAUUCAGGAGCUCUGUGGUUCUAGGUUGCUACCAGGCUUUUUGUAAAGCCAGAAGCUUGGUAGUGUCAUCCUUCUUUUAUAGUCCAUUCUACAAUAAGAUUGGUUCAGACAGCAUUUAAGGAAUUCCCAAAGGCUAAACAGGUAUGGCUCAUGUUUUUAAAGAUGGGUUAAUAUGCAAUAUUACAUUUGGCUUAAGCUGUGUAAGGUGUGAAAAUGAGUAAUUAGACAUAUCACAGAAGAGAUCCAUGUUGUCAGUUAUUAAGAAUUGCAAUCUGUGUCUCCAUGUUGUACUUUAAGUGUGUAAAUACAUUUAACCUUUUAGCUCUGCUGGACAGUAACCGCUUUUGUAGUGUAGUUUGCAAUCCACUUACCUUGUGCCUUUUAAUGAACAUUUUAAUAGACAGUGAUAAAGAAAACAAGUGUUACUGGAUGAAUAGUUCAUCUUCAAUUUCACUAGCAAAACAUACUGUACCAUCUGCUCUAUCCCAAAUAGCCAGUAAAUUGAGUGAUCUACACCUUACUCUCGUAUUUGUAUGUUCUGCUAUUGAUUACACAUGAUUGAAUAUGGGGUAAUUCAGCGUGCAGUAGUCUAUUUAAACCUUCCAAAGCAUGAGAAGUGUGAUUCGUUUUAGGAUAGUAGGAGAAAGUGGUCACUGUGAUCAACAGAAGUUUAGAAUUUUGUGGUCAUUCAUGAGACAACCUCACAUGCACAAAAUGUCUUUGUCCAAUUGUGAACGAUUACAUUGCAGGUGAUUUAUUUUUUGCUGUCAUUCUUGAGGAAAUAGGCAUUUUGAAGGCAGCAGUUGCUUUUUUAUAUUGACAUGGACUGAUAUAUUUAGUUUUUGUUCAGUAUAAAUAACCUUGUUCUUAUUUUAGCACAGCCUUAGUGUGGUUGUCUAGCUACUUUAAAUAUUAAACAGUUGUAUUCAAGGUGCAAAGAGAUUUGUUUACAAUAUUCUCAUCUGCAUUUUUAUAUGGCAUUUAGGCCAGAGUUUCUGUAAUUUUAUACUAGCCUCAAUUUUUAUUAUCACCGAGCAUUUGAGAAAUUGGAGUCCGCCCCACAUUUCUAAAUAUUGCCACAGAGCACAUUGAAAUUUGUUGGUAGGGAUUUCUUUAGUCCACUUUCAUUUCAAUACCAUAAACACAGAGGUUGUUGUCUUGUGCCAAAAGAUUGUAAUUGUCAUUUUAUCAUGUAAGGUUUUCUAUUGAUUUAAAGUCAACUCCUCUCACUUCCCUCCCAGUGUGUCUGUUGUUGCUAGGAUUUAUCACUCAUUGACAUGGGUCAGAUGGCUGAAAGUCUAUUAGCAAGCUUCAGCUAUAUUUAGAGAUUUACAAAAUGUAGUUAAAAUCAAUGACCGAUACAGUAUAAAUAAACUGGGUGCUAAGGACAUGGAGGACAAACUGAUAGCCUACAUGCCAACCAAGAGUCCAAAUUGGGUGUAGCCUGGACUAAAGAGAGUGACUAACAUUUCCUUCUUUAAUUGUCUUCAAAGAAAGCUUAAUACAACUCCCAUACUGAGGAUUUGUGUACUGGGGGACCAUACAGUAAGACAAUGAACAACAUUUGGUUGCAGCUAUACUAAUUAGAAUUUUCUGUAUAUUCUCUUUUGCCUGCUGGUACACUGUGAGACAUUCGACCUAGCCCAUUUUGGGCUACAAGACAUCCGUGACAUGAAAUCACAGCGGUUUUGAGAUUUCCUCUUUCAUUGCGAUGUGGUCUGUUUUUGUUCCUUAGUGCGAAGAUGUGGUGAUGACACUGUAUUAAUACAUGUCAUCUGAAAUAUUGUAACUGUAAAUCACCCGUAUGGCUUUGUGACAAUUGAAACUGAAAUAAACAAGGAACUGGUAUUUGACCAGAUUUGUUGAAAACAAA